AUGCUAGACGUACGGAGGCUUUACAGGACUUUUACAGGCAAUGCUGAGCAUUUUUGGUUUCCCUCCCCUCUCUCGGCGCGCGCGCUAUCCCCUCGUGGCCUCGACGGGGGCGGGGCGGGGCGGCUACAGGAUUCCUUCUUCUUCGGUUGGCGGUUGGCGUGGUGUUGUAGGUCACAACCCUUCCUUCACUGCACUAUGGAUACACAUGCAUAUACUUCUGCGCCGGAGGAAGAACAGGAGGCUUCUCGGAAGUUAAGGUUGCAUGUCAGUGAGAUAGAAGCAGUGCAAAAACAAAAUCAAACUGCUUGAGUUUUGUCAGCUUCGUGGUCAUGGCAGGCGUCGUAGUUGUGAUCUGCUUGUUGCUCCUCUUGUCCCCGAUAACUCUGGGCUACCACUGUCCACACCCAGUCCGAUAGGGGCGUUGCAGCGGCGUCUCGGACAGCCAGGCCUUGGGCGAGGCGGUGCGUGGAUGCGGCGGCGGCUGCGUGGCGAAGGUGGCGGGUGGGCCGAUGCGGCAUGAUGGCGGGGUGGCUGGUGCCGGUUCCGUCAGAUCUGGCGCUUGGAGUCGCGGGCUGUGAGCAGCGAGGACCGCUGUCCUCCGUCGUGGCGGCGAUGGUGUCGGCAUGAUUGAGGCAGCGGUGUGGUGGCGGUCCUUGUACUCUUGUCGCAUGACAACAACGAUCUGCAUGAUCGGUCCUCCUCGAUCUGGCCGUCGACGUGUUUCGGAACUACUGAUGGAGAUCUUGCCCAAGGAUAUCUGGAUCGGAUAGUAUCCGGUCGUGCGCGUCCAUAUUAGCCUACGUGGCUCCAGGAGGGCGCGUCGUGAAGCUCUAUUGUUUGUUGACACCAUGGGACAUGUCGGCAUCUCGAUUUCCAUGGCACAGACAGUGGCGGUGAAAGUCUUGAUGGCUAAGAUCGGAGGAUCAGUAAGGCGGAGGCGGCCUUGUUGGCAAUGGAGUCAGCCAGAUGUUUGAUAACUAACAGUAGCAGCAGUGUCAAGUGGGGGCGGCAGCACAGGAGGAUUUCAUUUUUGGUGGUGCUCCUCAGGCGCCGAGUCAUGACUUUCAGGGUGAAAAUCUAAGGUUUGGCCUUCAUUGCUUGUGCCUGGCAAUUGCCUUGUUGAAGGUAUUGUUUUGAGAGCUCGGUCUUUCUCCAGGUUGAAAACCUAUGUUCUUGGAUCGGGCGACGACAGCUCUUGUGCACUGUUUCCUUCUUGAAGGCGUCGCUUUUGGAGGCCUUUUAUCUUUUCAUGGUGCUGUCUUUGCUGGUGAUUGUAUGUUGAUGCUGAGAGGAGUUGAUCACUUCGGCAAGGCCAUUUUUUCCCUUUCUUUCUUUUUCUUUUUGGGCUGUGUGCAUCCUAGAUGUCUUUGUGACUUGUUGGUGCAGAAGCCGGGUGUAAUUGGUAUCUU
This is a messenger RNA of Triticum dicoccoides, 1409 nucleotides long. RefSeq lists its product as uncharacterized. Lineage: Eukaryota; Viridiplantae; Streptophyta; Magnoliopsida; Poales; Poaceae. The transcript is spliced from 5 exons. The coding region runs from base 1 to 309 and encodes 102 amino acids. The record is from RefSeq and is a predicted model, not a curated record.